AUGACUCACGAUAACUCCUGGCCUGUUGCCCUCAAAUUCAUGUCCAUUGGAGCAACCAAGUUGCACAACCCCGACCAGAUCGUGAUGACUCUGGACCACGAUGUCCAGAACAAGUCAGAGAAGAACCUCCAGAAGUACCGUCAGAUCGAGGAGUUCGCGAAACACCAUGGAGUAGAGUUCUACCCCGCUGGAAGAGGUAUUGGACAUCAGAUCAUGGUGGAAGAGGGAUUCGCCUGGCCAGGCACACUGGUUGUUGCUUCGGACAGCCACAGCAAUAUGUAUGGUGGCAUUGGCUGCCUUGGUACCCCGGUUGUGAGAACGGACGCCGCCUCUCUUUGGUCGACAAGUCAGACUUGGUGGCAGAUUCCUCCUGUGGCGAAGAUCACCUUGACCGGUGUCUUGCCUGCGGGUGUCACUGGCAAGGAUAUCAUCGUUGCUCUCUGCGGUCUCUUUGACAAGGACAAUGUGUUGAACCAUGCGCUGGAAUUCACCGGCUCGGAGGAAACCAUGUGGAGUCUGUCGGUGGAUGACCGCCUGACCAUCGCCAACAUGACCACCGAAUGGGGUGCCCUGAGUGGACUGUUCCCGAUCGACAACACCCUCAAGGGAUGGCUCCGGGGCAAGGCUACCACAGCCGCCAUGGGAUUGGCCGAUGGUCCCUUCAAGUCCCUGGCUGCUAAGCACUUCACGCACGAGGCCCUGGAAGAGCUGUUUGCCAACCCCUUGGCGGCCGACAAGGGCGCCAAAUAUGCCAAGGAAUACUUCCUCGACCUUAGUACUCUGUCUCCCUAUGUCGCAGGACCCAACUCCGUCAAAGUCGCCACCCCAUUGAAGGAGCUGGAGGCUCAGAAUAUCAAGGUUGACAAGGCCUACCUCCUGUCCUGCACCAACUCGCGUGCCUCCGACAUCGCUGCCGCUGCGCGCGUCUUCCGGGAAGCCGCAGAGAAGAAUGGUGGCAAGGUGCCCAAGAUCGCUGACGGCGUCAAAUUCUACCUGGCUGCUGCGUCCUUGCCCGAACAAGCCGCCGCUGAAGGUGCGGGUGACUGGCAGAUCCUGAUGGAAGCGGGUGCCACCCCUCUUCCCGCUGGAUGCGGUACCUGCAUUGGUCUGGGAGAAGGUUUGCUGGAGCCGAAUGAAGUUGGUAUCUCCGCCAGCAACCGGAACUUCAAGGGCCGCAUGGGCUCUGUGGAAGCGAAAGCGUACCUGGGAAGUCCGGAGGUCGUCGCCGCGAGCGCUCUGAACGGCAAGCUCAGCGGUCCUGGCUGGUAUCAGACUCCCGAGGGCUGGAACGGAGUUGUCUAUGGUGAAGGCGACGGCAUCCGCGAGGAAGACCGCAUGCUUACGGCCGAGCAAGCUUUGGAGAAGGUUAUCGGCCAACUCGACGAGCUUGUUAUGGACGGUGAGAAGCGGUUCGCCCCGGAGGAGAGCUCUCCUUCUACCGAGGCCGCCACUGAGUUGUACCCCGGAUUCCCCGAGCGCGUCUCUGGUGAGAUCGUUUUCUGCGAUGCAGACAACGUGAACACGGACGGUAUCUACCCCGGUGCCUAUACAUAUCAAGACAACGUCUCCGAGGAGAAGAUGGCUGAAGUCUGCAUGUCGAACUACGACUCCAAGUUCUCGACCAUCGCCAAGGAGGGCGACAUCCUGGUUAGCGGCUUCAACUUUGGUUGUGGCAGCUCGCGCGAACAGGCCGCCACCGCAAUCCUGGCUAAGAAGAUCCCACUGGUGGUCUCUGGCAGUUUCGGCAACAUUUUCUCGCGGAACAGCAUCAACAACGCUCUGAUGGGUCUGGAAGUGCCCCGCCUGAUCAGCCGUCUCCGCGAGACCUUUGCUGGAGACGCGAAGGUCCCUACCCGUCGGACUGGCUGGACGCUCACCUGGGACGUGCGUAAAAGUCAGAUCGAGGUCCAAGAAGGCGAGAAUGGGCCCAAGUGGACCCAGAAGGUGGGAGAGCUCCCGCCGAACGUGCAGGAGAUCAUCGCCAAAGGUGGGCUGGAGAAGUGGGUUAAGAGCGCCAUCGGAGCUUGA
This is a messenger RNA of Aspergillus terreus NIH2624, 2028 nucleotides long. It is a transcript of the gene lysF, whose product is annotated as homoaconitase LysF. NCBI's taxonomy places the organism in Eukaryota, Fungi, Ascomycota, Eurotiomycetes, Eurotiales, Aspergillaceae. The transcript is spliced from 2 exons. Gene Ontology annotation, biological process: L-lysine biosynthetic process. The record is from RefSeq and is a predicted model, not a curated record. Gene Ontology annotation, molecular function: homoaconitate hydratase activity; 4 iron, 4 sulfur cluster binding. The coding region runs from base 1 to 2028 and encodes 675 amino acids.